CCAUCUUCUCCCACCCUACUAUAUAACCGCAGUUGUUGUCCGGACAAGUCCAAAAACGUUACAUUUAUUCAUACACAGAUUCCAUUAGAUUGAAUGUUAUGUCUCAAAACGCGGUCCAACUUGCCGGCCUAGUGUUCGGCUUUGCGGGUGCUUGCCUACAUACAGUGGCGAUACUUCGUGCUGAUUGGAGGAUAAGUGAUCCGGGUGGUCCAGGAAAGUCAAUGUCGAAAAGUUGGAUCCAUAUUGAUGGGUUCUGGAAGGAAUGCAUUGGGUACACGACUGGAGAAUGGCAUUGCGAUGGAUUCGGAGAUUUCUUUCUUCGUUUCAGCACUUACUUGAUAUUAGGACGAACGUUGAUGAUUGUCACCAUCGGUUGUGCAAGUCUUGCUGUAUUUCUAUCAUUAGCAGGUAAGUGGUUGAAAUAA
Ciona intestinalis (vase tunicate) is the source of this 425-nucleotide messenger RNA. The record is from RefSeq and is a predicted model, not a curated record. Lineage: Eukaryota; Metazoa; Chordata; Ascidiacea; Phlebobranchia; Cionidae.